UCCCGGCCGCGAAGAUGUGGCGACAGGAGGUGACUACUGCAGUAGUGGCGCUGAGUUUAGCAGUUCUGGUAACGGUUGCAACUGCCAUCGGCGAAAUUCCUUCAGACCAUCCCCUCCUGAGGAACAAGCGAGCCCUUCGUCUGAACGUCCCCUGCGUAGCAAAUGGAGAGUUCUACAGGAACCCCAACGCUCAUCCUGAGAAAGCCUGGAGUCUCGGAGAAUGCUCCAAGUAUUACCUUUGCUUAGAUGGAGAAGUUUACGAGUUCAAGUGUUCAGUCGGACUUCUUUUCGACAUAAAUCGCCAGAUAUGCGACUUCAAAUCCAAAGUGUUUAACUGUGAUACUCACAUCCAGCUGACAACUCCAAAGCCCCUGUUGGUCACAGACGAACCUAUCUGUGGGUUCGGAGAAUACGCAUGCGCGGACAAGACUUGCCUGCCAUCUGAGCUGUUUUGUGAUGGUCAAGAAGAUUGUCUGGAUGGCUCUGAUGAGGGAUGGUGCGAUGCAGAGCAUGACCCCAAUGCUGCCGAAAGAUGCGACUACAAGAAUUGCACUCUUCCAUGGUGUUUCUGCUCUCGGGAUGGGACCCUGAUCCCUGGUAACAUGGAGCCCCAACAGGUUCCACAAAUGAUUACAAUUACAUUUGACGAUGCGGUCAACUACGAAAACUGGGAUAUAUACAGCGACUUAUUCAACAACGGUAGGAAUAAUCCCAAUGGGUGCCCGAUCCACGCAACGUUUUACAUAUCCCACGAAUACUGCAAUUACCAAUACGUCCAAAAACUCUGGAAUGGCGGCCACGAAAUAGCAGUGCACUCAAUCACUCACAAGGGCCCUGAACGCUUCUGGACAGACAAUGCCACAAUUGAGGACUGGUUUGAUGAGUUCGUGGGGCAAGCCAAUAUCAUCAACCGCUUUGGAGGAGUCAAGAUGGAGGAUUUAUGGGGUGUCCGUGUGCCUUUCUUGAGAGUCGGAUGGAACCGCCAAUUCAUCAUGAUGAGAGAGUUCGGCUUCGUGUACGACUCCUCCAUGGCAGCGCCCUUCUCAAAUCCCCCUCUGUGGCCUUACACGCUGGACUACAAGAUGCCCCAUAAGUGUAUGGGGACCAAGCAAAAGUGCCCCUCUCGCUCAUUCCCUGGCAUCUGGGAACUUGUUCUUAACCAGCUUCAAGCAGGGGAAUACCACUGCGCUAUGAUGGACCAGUGUCCCCCGGCAGCUGACGAAGACGAGGUCUACGAGAUGCUCAUGCACAAUUUCAGGCGUCAUUACAACACCAACAGGGCUCCUCUAGGUCUCUACUUCCACACCAUUUGGUUCAAAGCGAAACAGAACAAGAAAGGAUUCGAGCGCUUUUUGGACGAGAUGAUCAAGACCAGUGACGUGUGGAUCGUCAACAAUCAAGAGCUCAUCAACUGGAUGAGAGAGCCAACACCCAACUCCCAGAUUUCAUCAUUUGAGCCUUGGAAAUGCGCAAGCGCAGUGCCCACGGAAGACAAGGCGUGCAACAUUCCCAAAUCAUGCAAGCUGAGAAACCGGAUGUUGAGAGGCGACCGUUACCUCCACACUUGUUUCGAAUGCCCGGAAGUGUAUCCUUGGCUUAAAAAUGAAUUUGGAAUUGACCUUUAGACGAAAGAACGUUUAAAAUUUUUGCAUUCAGACUAUACCGAAUUGUUAGUAUAGGUUACAUGAGAUACAGUUUGAAAUACUUGAAACCUGACCACGCCUACUUGUUUGCUUAGAGAUAGUUGGAAUGCCUUGGCUGGGAAUUUGAUAAUCUGCCAUCAGUAAUAUGUUUGAUUACAAAUUAUCAAGAUGAUGAUAGCGAAUGAGAGGAUAAGUCCCAACUUUGCAAAGGUUAACGAUAUCAGUGGCGGGGAGAUGUUUCAGUGAAGUUCCCGUUGUGGACCACAACCUUUCUCAAUGCACCAGUUCUGUGAAAGCACCAGUUCUUAAAGGUUUCACGUACUGACUACAAAUAACCAAGACGAGUUCUGUAUCUCCCGAUUCUGUAAACCAUUCUCCAUGUAACACUGUAAACCAUUCUCCACGCAACGGACCGGACACUUGAUACUUCCAAGACUUGACAAAAUCAUUUAUAUGUAACGGAAAAAAACUUAUGAAAAAACACCUAUGACAUGAAAUACAAAUACUAUAGGCAAAACCGCAGGUCGGCCAUUUAUUGCCACAAAGCUUCACAGCAGUUACUUUCAAAGUUACUGCAAAGCCUACAUUACUACAUUUAUGCUGUAAUUUUUAUGAUCGUUUGUUUCAUCGUUGUUUGUUAAAUUCAAAAUAUUUAUAUCAUAGCUGUACAUAUAUUUCGUUUUUUUCUAUAAUAAACAUUAAA
Macrobrachium nipponense is the source of this 2346-nucleotide messenger RNA. It is a transcript of the gene ChLD3, whose product is annotated as chitin deacetylase 1-like. Gene Ontology annotation, cellular component: extracellular region. The record is from RefSeq and is a predicted model, not a curated record. Bases 15 to 1625 code for a protein of 536 amino acids. The transcript has 11 exons. Gene Ontology annotation, molecular function: protein binding; chitin binding. Gene Ontology annotation, biological process: carbohydrate metabolic process. Lineage: Eukaryota; Metazoa; Arthropoda; Malacostraca; Decapoda; Palaemonidae.